GGCUCGAUGGCAUCCAGUCCUCGCAGCUAUGGUGGAUAGAGGAAAGGCGCUGCUGCUGCGGCCGUUAGUGCUGGCGACAAACAAGGUCACGUUGACCGGCUCCGCAGCAGCUUCAAAACGGAGCCGGACGCGCACGCCGGACGACAUGCGCGCACGCGGCUCCUUCGUCCUCUCUCUCUUCCAUGCCCAACCUCAUCUCGUCGCUCCUCGUCGAGCCCGUCGUUCGCCACGCGCGAAGGUUGUCUGGUACGCAGCAGACUCAUCCCGUCCCGGCGAUCGCCAAUGACGCGCGCCCAUCACGUGCAAAUUGCCCGUCGACGGGACAAGCAGCAGCGAGCCCCUCUGCGACAGGUGGGCUUGCCACGGGAGACAUCUCCACUCAUCAGGUCGACGGUGAAGCUGCGCCCGCCGUACCCCUCCUGCCCGCGCACGACGACUCCUCCAGCCUGAUCGCCACCCCUAUCCACGAGCCCCAUGCCGAAGUACCACCUGGGUCCACUGUAGCAGUUGGUCAUGUCAGGCUCACGUCUCCGGCUACGAGGGCAUCUCCUUCCUCGACGAACCCAGUUCCGCUGCAAGACGAGCGCUCCUCCAACCCCUCCUACGGCAUCCCCGAGCCUUUUCGACCUGGGCCGAGCCCGGACUCGCCGCGGGGUAGUACAAGCACAAUUGCAAUAGCACACUCGCAAUCGCGCCGAGGCCCCGGCCGUGCCCUAUCAUAUCCUACUUCGAAUAGCCCCUCUACAGCAGUCACAAUGUCCGAGUCCCUGCCGGCCGACGACGGCAUGCGCAUCUUGCGCCUGAAGAUCCACGAGAUCCGGGACAUGAAGACGUCAAACGAGGAGAAGGCGAAACAGAUGCACAACCUCAUGACGGAGCGCUACCAUGCCUUGCACGCCCAUCUAGCGCAACCUCGACCACGAUCGCCAUCGAGCAUCAUGUCUCAAGAGCGCCCGCUCACGCCCAGCUCCACCACGUCCGUCGUUGAUAGCCAUAUGCAUUUGUCGUCACCCGCAUCUCUGUACUCGGCAGCCGAUGAUGAAUCGCACUACAACCUUUCUGUGGAGGACAUGAAGCCCACCUUUUGCCCUCUGAAGGAGCGUGCGGCGUUGACGGAUAUUUCUGGUGAAGUCCUCGCUGUGGAAGAGGAGGAUGAAGAGCCAUCUUUCGGCUGUAAGCACUACAAGAGGAACGUCAAGAUCCAAUGCUUCGACUGCAAUCGUUGGUAUACAUGCAGGCACUGCCACGAUGAAAAAGAAACCCAUCAUUUGAACCGGCAGCAAACCCGGAACAUGUUCUGUAUGCUUUGCGCCACUCCCCAGCCGGCUGGAGAGUUUUGCAGAGCUUGCCAAGGACGCACGGCGUGGUGGUAUUGUGACAUUUGCAAGCUAUGGGACGACGACAACACGAAAAGUAUAUAUCACUGUCCCGACUGCGGCAUAUGUAGACGCGGCGAAGGACUUGGCAAGGACUUUGUCCAUUGCAAGCGUUGCAACGUCUGCAUUUCCAUCCAGUUUGCCCAAGAUCACCGCUGCAUUGAGAGAGCCACAGAGUGUGAUUGUCCAAUCUGUGGUGACUACAUGUUCACCUCUUCCACAGACGUGGUUUCCAUGCCUUGCGGACAUUACAUGCACCGCGACUGCUAUAAAGCGUACAUGGAAACCGCUUACAAAUGUCCCAUAUGCAAGAAGAGCUGCGUCAACAUGGAGCUUCAAUGGCGAAAGCUCGAGCACGCUAUUGAAACCCAGCCUAUGCCUGCCCAAUUCGCCGACACCAAAGUGGUCAUUCACUGCAAUGAUUGCUCUGUAAAGUCUACGGCCAAUUACCAUUGGCUCGGCAACCAAUGCGCUCACUGCGACUCGUUCAAUACAAACGAGGUACAGGUCCUCACGGGCAGAGAAUCUGAACAUAGUUCUGGGAUCGGCACGCCUACGGAUCCCAUAUCGAUCCCGAGAGCUAGGCCCCAGUCGCUAGCACCCGCGCCCGAUCUCACACGCAGAUCAUCUGGAUCGUACUUCUUCUUGGCGGAGAUGGAAGCCGAGGCCGAGCGCGAGCGCAACAGGCCAAGGUCGGUCGAUGUCGCAGGAAGCUCGUUCCUACCAUUCGAAAUUUUGCAGAGAGUUAGAUCGCUCUCGCCAGUUCGGCAUUUCCUUGGUGUUUCUGAUGACGACGCGGAUGACAUGGACGAUGAAGAAGAGGAAGAUGAUGAUGAUGAUGACGAUGACGAUAGCGAUCUGGAUGAAGAUGAAGAUUUGGAUGACGACGAAGAGCUUGACGAUGCAGAGGAAGACGUGCUCGAUGGACUUGAACUUAUUGGACACCGAUAACGGAGAGGUUCACGUAUGUGAGAUUGCGAUCAGCUUCAAGUGGUCAGAAGUUUGGCAUUUGGGCGUCAGGCUCGAGCGAUGGAGUAAGGAUAAAGCUCCGCAUGAGGAUUCUUUUUCACAAAGGCGCUUCGUUCGAGUUUUAGUAGGGCAGACUGUUAGCGGAGGCUUGGUUCUACCAUAGUUUAUGGGUUGGGGUUUGGUUCGGAGUAUGGGAUGGUCGGCGAUUAGUUCAUUACGCAAGAUACCUGGCAGGUAGGCUACGUAAAAUGAUUAAGAAAUUAAUGCGUUAAGUGAAUUAACGUUUGUCACUGUC
Molecule: messenger RNA, 2640 nt
Organism: Aplosporella prunicola CBS 121167
Lineage: Eukaryota; Fungi; Ascomycota; Dothideomycetes; Botryosphaeriales; Aplosporellaceae
Exons: 3
Coding region: 183-2327 (714 amino acids)
Biological process (GO): protein ubiquitination; ubiquitin-dependent protein catabolic process
Cellular component (GO): nucleus
Molecular function (GO): zinc ion binding; ubiquitin protein ligase activity
Source: RefSeq, a predicted model, not a curated record